Molecule: messenger RNA, 4194 nt
Organism: Symphalangus syndactylus (siamang)
Lineage: Eukaryota; Metazoa; Chordata; Mammalia; Primates; Hylobatidae
Product: UDP-N-acetylhexosamine pyrophosphorylase
Biological process (GO): UDP-N-acetylglucosamine biosynthetic process
Molecular function (GO): UDP-N-acetylglucosamine diphosphorylase activity
Source: RefSeq, a predicted model, not a curated record
CUGUGCUUCUUAAGAACUCCCUUACUCCCAUCAAUUGCAAAUUACCAAUAAAAGUUGGAUAGAUACAAUAGACUUGUAUUAGUAUUGUUGGUGGGGAGAUUUCAAGGAUAAAGACCUAUAAGUUCUAUGUUUGAUCUUCUUGGGGCAGAAAGAGGAUUGCACCUGUGGAAAGUAAUAAUGUGAGUGAGAUCAAGAGUCCAUGGGAAUAGAGAAACGAAGCAAAAAUAAACAAAAAGAGCACAAGUGACCCAGGAAUCCUCAAAUUUUGGUCAAGGUAUUGAUUUAUGUUAGUAUAUGCUCUGGGGUCUGAGCUAUUUUAAUAUUAAAGGAAACGUUAACCCCAGGAUGCCAAAAAUUUUGGGUCGCCCAGGUAGGAGAUGUUAAUUUUUCUGUGGCAGAAUUUUGCAGUAAGGAAUAAUAUAACACAGUCCUGCUGAAAGAAGACAUAGCACUGCAGGUACUGUUCCAGCAUCUUAUUUUUGCAUUUGGUAUAUUGUUGGAGAUGAUAGGUAGAUAAUAUGUUCAUCUUUAUAGAUGUUUGCAAUGAGGGAGAAGGAAUUAGCCCCCUGAAAUUUUCAGGAAAGUCCAAGGAGGAUUUGCUUUAUUAAGAUACGGCAAAAAGUGCCAUAUGGAAAAUCAGCUGAUGGCAGUUCUUAGAGGGCCAGGUAUUUUGGUUUCUGAAAUAGUGUAUUGGUAUAGUAGUUUUUUUUUUUUUUUCUCUCAUGGAGGUUAGAGAUCUGGAAAUUGAACUGGGUGGGAAGUUGUGACUAGUGCAGUUUUUGCUAGACGAGGCUUUCGAUAUUGUGGAGCUACCUGAAGAUUACAGAAAUGUAGUGUUAAUGGUCACUUAGCACCUUCAGAGUAAUGUUGCCUUGCAUAUAUGACCUUAAUAAUUAGGAUCAUUUUUUCCUCUCACAGUAAGUAGUUGCGUUUUCCAGGAUGAAUUUCCUCCAGAAUUAUAUACCUUAGGAAUAAAUGAUACCUAUGACCAUAUUGAUUGCCUUGGUUUCAACCAGGAAUCAUUCUUUAAGGUUUUGCUAAGUUAGAUAGGGACCAAGAUAGUCAUUUCAGAUUCUGGAAUGCAUCUUCGGCCACUAGGGACUAUUUAAGUAGGUAAUAUUUGUUUGGGAGUUUCAUAAUAGGUGUUUAUUAUUGCAUAGAUGCAAGGAAUAAAUUUGAGCAAGAGCUAAUGAAUCUGUGAACAUGGUUGACUACCAUACUCUUAUUAGUUGACGUUGGACUUCUGUUCAGAGAAAGGAGUUUUCUAAAUGAAGAGCAGGUAAAAGCAAGAUGGCCUUUUCCACUGGAUUAAUACAUGUAUGGUCUAACAGAAUACUUUUCAGUGAUCAGAUUCAAGAGCUUGAGGGUUGAAGCUUUGAGUUUAUUAGGACUUAAGCCAUGAUCUAAGAACAUGGGACAUGGAAUCAAUCUACCAUAAGUGCCAGUUACUGGGGAGGUUAUGGGAAGUGUUAGAACUAUAAUCAAAACCAGAAUGAGGAUAAAUACCAAGGAAAUAAGAAACCAGAAUGUAGAAUGCAAUCUCUAAUCAGAAGGCAGUUUAGCACCAAUUUUGUCUAGCAUUUCUUUGAUUGGUUCAAACACAUAGUACUUGCUUUGCAGUGAUUUAAAGGCCUGCACCUGAAAUACAUAGUUUACCAAUUUUCAGAGAAUCAGAGUGAAUCAGGUGGACCCAAGACCAAAAUGAUACUAUUCUUUGAUUUACAUAUUUGCUUCCCGUGGCAGCAAGAGGAGCAGAGUGGCUGGGCCACUCCCCUCGGCCCUGGUCCCGGCUUGCCCCGCCCCACCACCAUGGCCCAGGAUGAGGGUAUAUAUUUGGAGGGGACGCAGGACGCCGGCACAGAAGGAGCCGGGUGGAGCUGUGGUCGCGCUGAGGAAGCUUUAUAGAUACAUGCAUUGCAUCCCUAUUUUCACAAAGCUUGACUAUCAGAGCAUUAUGAACACUAAUGAUCUCGAACUCAGGUUGUCCAAAGCUGAGCAAGAACACCCACUACGUUUCUGGAAUGAGCUUGAAGAAGCCUGACAGGUAGAACUUUAUGCAGAGCUCCAGGCCAUCAACUUUCAGGAACUGAACUUCUUUUUCCAAAAGGCCAUUGAAGGAUUUAACCAGUCCUCUCAUCAAGAAAAGGUGGAUGCGUGAAUGGAACCUGUCCCUCAAGAGGUACUGGGCAGUGCUGCAGGGAAGCUAGAUCAGCUCCAGGCCUGGGAAAGCAAAGUUUUCCAGAUUUCUCAGAACAAAGUCACAGUUCUUCUAGCUGGUGGGCAGGGGACUAGACUCGUUGCAUAUCCAAAGGGGAUGUAUGAUGUUGGUUUGCCAUCCCAUAAGACAGUUUUUCAGAUUCAAGCAGAGCAUAUCCUGAAGCUACAACAGUUAGCUGAAAAAUAUUAUGGCAACAAAUGCAUUAUUCCUAUAAGGAUCAGUGGCAGAACAGCAGAAUCUACAAAGGAGUUCUUCACCAAGCACAAGUACUUUGGUUUAAAAAAAAUAGAAAAUAUAAUCUUUUUUCAGCAAGGAAUGCUCCCUGCCAUGAGUUUUGAUGGGCAAAUUAUUUUGGAAGAGAAGAACAAAGUUUCUAUGGCUCCAGAUGAGAAUGGUGGUCUUCAUCGGGCUCUUGCAGCCUGGCAUAUUGUGGAGGAUAUGGAGCAAAGAGGCAUUUGGAGCAUUCAUGUCUAUUGUGUUAACAGCCUAUUAGUAAAAGUGGCAGACCCACGGUUCACUGGAUUUUGCAUUCAGAAAGGAGCAGACUGUGGAGCAAAGGUGGUAGAGAAAACAAACCCUACAGAACCGGUUGGAGUGGUUUGCCAAGUGGAUGGACUUUACCAGGUGGUAGAAUAUAGUGAUAUUUCCCUGGCAACAGCUCAGAAACGAAGCUCAGAUGGAUGACUGCUGUUCAAUGUGGGGAAUAUUGCCAACCAUUUAUUAACUGUACCAUUUCUGAGAGAUGUUGUCAAUGUUUAUGAACCUCAGUUGCAGCACCAUGUGGCUCAAAAGAAGAUUCCUUAUGUGGAUACCCAACAACACUUAAUUAAGCCAGAUAAACCCAGUGGAAUAAGUAUGGAAAAAUUUGUCUUUGACAUCUUCUAGUUCGCAAAGAAGUUUGUGGUUUAUGAAGUAUUAUGGGAAGAUGACUUUUCCACACUAAAGAAUGCUGACAGUCAGAAUGGGAAAGACAACUCUACUACCGCAAGGCAACUUCAUUAUUGCUGGGUUCUCAAUGGGGGUCACUUUAUAGAUGAAAAUGGCUCUCAUCUUCCAGCAAUUUCCCACUUAAAGGAUGCCAAUGAUGUACCAAUCCAGUGUGAAACCUCUCUUCUUAUCUCUAAUGCUGAGGAAGGAAUAGAAAGUUAUGUGGCAGAUAUAGAAUUCCAUGCACCUUUAAUCAUCGAUGAGAAUGGAGUUCAUGAGGUGUUGAAAAUGGUAUAUGAGCCUGAUACCAAGUUCUACCACAAUAGGAAUAGCUUUUGUUUUUGAUAGACCAACUGUGAACCUACAGGACCUCCUGGAUGACUGAAGUUUAAAUAUUCACAGGGUUUUAUUUUGCUUGUUGAACUCUUAGAGCUACUGCAAACUUCCCAAGAUCUAGAUGACUGAACUUCAGAUAGCAUUUUUAUGAUUCCCAACUCAUUGAAGGUCUUAUUUAUAUUUUUCAAUUGUGUAUUUCUUUCCAAGGCAAGGAAACCAUUGGCAAUACAAGAAAUUUCCUACAGCUGAACUAUAGUCAGGAUGUUCAACAUCACUUUACUUGGAGCUGGAGGCAUUUGUUUUUGAAGUUGUGCAUAGUAAUAAUAUGUCAUUGUAGAUGUUGAAAGGUUUCUAUGGUACCAAAAGUUUAUUUUAUCAAACAUUCAACUUUUUAAAUGAAAUAAUUGGACAGUAAAAUAAACGUAUCUUCUUGUUUCUGGAAAACAAUAAAAAUUUGCUUCUUCCUGUCAGAGUUUUCACUUAUGCAUAUUAUUGAACAGUUGAUUUCUUAUGAAUAGACUGAAGAAAAAAACCGUCACUAUUAUAGAUAAGUAAAUUUUCAGUCUUUUUCAUCUUGGAUGGCAAGCAAAGUCAAAUAUUUGGAGGCAAGAACGAUUGGGCAAAGCAUUUUCUAUCUCUGUGCACAAUUGAAAUGACAUUAUUUGAGGUGACUGCAUCUGAACACAUCCUCAGUCAUGCAUUAUCCAAGAAGU